UCGAACCACACAAAGGAAAGGAAAUGGAAUCAUUUCCAUUUCUCUGCCUCCAAUUCCAUCUCAACCUAAACCCUUGACAAAUAAAAAGUAAAACCCUUAUCUCCCCCUCAAAUAAACCCCUCCAGAUUCGGCUGGCAUACAAUCUCCAAAAAUGGUCGGACCUUUAGUCCGUACACUUUUCUCCACAACAACAAGAAGAAAACUAUCAUCAUCAUCAUCCGGCGGAUUCUUGAGAAGAUCUUUCCUGUCCACAGCAACAGCCUCUGCGGCGGAUCCCGGCGGCGCGCUUGAUCCUAACCGUCUAAGAAAUGUGGCGGUGAUUGCUCAUGUAGAUCAUGGAAAGACAACCCUUAUGGAUCGUUUGCUUAGACAGUGUGGUGCUGAUAUUCCCCAUGAACGUGCCCUUGAUUCUAAUCAGCUCGAGAAAGAACGUGGCAUCACUAUUGCCUCCAAGAUAACUUCCAUUUCAUGGAAAGAAAAUGAGUUAAACAUGGUUGAUACACCAGGACAUGCAGAUUUUGGCGGUGAGGUUGAGCGGGUUGUUGGCAUGGUUGAGGGAGCCAUAUUAGUUGUGGAUGCCGGUGAAGGCCCGCUUGCUCAGACAAAAUUUGUUUUGGCUAAAGCCUUAAGAUAUGGGCUACGGCCGAUAUUACUAAUGAACAAAGUAGAUAGACCUUCAGUUAGUGAGGAGAGGUGUGACGAAGUUGAGAGCUUAGUAUUCGACCUCUUUGCAAACCUUGGUGCAACAGAGGAGCAACUUGACUUUCCGGUUCUAUAUGCUUCUGCUAAAGAAGGUUGGGCUUCACUCACAUACACCAAGAAUCCUCCUGAUGAUGCCAAGAAUAUGUCACCGCUGCUUGAUGCAAUAGUAACAUAUGUCCCCCCUCCAAAAGCAAGCCUUGAUGAGCCUUUCCAAAUGCUGGUUUCUAUGAUGGCGAAGGAUGAUUAUGUGGGGCGAAUCUUAACUGGGCGUAUUACGUCCGGUGUUAUCCGCAUCAAUGAUAAGAUUCAUGGACUACGUGACACUGAUACCGGUGUUGUAAAAAUUGAAGAAGGGAAAGUUGUGAAGCUAAGGAAAAACAAAGGGAUGAUUUCAUUUGAUGUCGAUAGUGCCGGUGCUGGCGAUAUAAUAUCAAUUGCGGGGUUGAAGAGUCCAUCAAUUGGGCACACAGUUGCUAGUGUUGAGGUCAUGACGGCCUUGCCCACCGUUGAGUUGGAUCCUCCCACCAUUUCAAUGACUUUUGGUGUAAAUGACUCUCCAUUAGCUGGUCUUGAUGGUACUCAAUUAACUGGAGGAAAGAUUGGUGAUCGCCUAUUGGCUGAAGCUGAAACAAAUUUAGCCAUAAACGUAAUUCCUGGUUUAGCAGAAUCAUAUGAGGUUCAAGGCAGGGGAGAACUUCAGUUAGGUAUCUUGCUUGAAAAUAUGAGGCGUGAGAAAUUUGAGCUUUCUGUCUCGCCACCACGAGUUAUGUACAAAAUCGAGAAUGGUGUGAAGUUAGAGCCAAUUGAGGAAGUAACUAUUGAGGUGAAUGAAGAACAUGUAGGGCUGGUAAUGGAAGCACUUUCUCACAGGCGUGGUGAGGUCACCGACAUGGGUCCUGUCCCCGGAAACUUUGGCAGAACUAGAAUGACAUUAACUUGUCCCUCUCGGGGACUCGUUGGUUACAGAAGCGUCUUCAGUAGUGACACCCGGGGCACAGGAUUUAUGCACCGUGCAUUCAUGGCAUAUGAAAAAUAUCGAGGUCCUCUUGGAAACGUCAGGAAAGGAGUUUUGGUAUCAUGUGCUCGCGGUACAAUAACAUCUUAUGCAUUAAUGAGUUUGGAACCACGCGGAACACUUUUUGUUAGUCCUGGAGUAGAGACAUAUGAUGGCAUGAUUGUCGGUGAACACUCACGCGAUACGGAUCUUGAUGUUAAUCCGGUACGCAAUAAGGCACUUACGAAUAUAAGAUCGGCUGGAAAUGAUGAGAAUGUGAAACUGUCUCCCCCUCGUCGAAUGACACUUGAAGAAGCUAUAGGCUACGUGGCAUCUGAUGAGUUAAUUGAGGUUACACCUCUUAAUAUUCGGUUAAGAAAGAGAUACUUGGACUCUAACAAGCGUAAAACAAUGAGUAAAAAGCCGAAGGAGUGAAGCCAUAUAUUGCGAUGAGAUACAUGAAAUGUAACAUUUAAGGCAUAUCAUACGGUACAAUUUUGACACACGCUGCUUGUCGAGAAGAGACUCCUGUUUGGAUUAUGGUCAAUUUUUUACUAGAGUCGUACAUUUCGAGAACAUAUAAUCAUUCUUGGCAAUAAUAAUGCAGCAAGAAGAUUCUUGAUUCUGUUAAAAAUUAGAUAUAUAUUCAUAUACAUGUAGUUGUGACAUAUGGCAGCAUCAAUUGAUAGUGUGCUAUUUAUUUCAGCAAUCUGAUUGCUGCGGCUUGUUACUAAUAAUUGAUGCAAUGUUCAGCGUUCUUUUUACCAA
Messenger RNA from Erigeron canadensis, 2464 nucleotides. Its product is annotated as 50S ribosomal subunit assembly factor BipA. Gene Ontology annotation, cellular component: cytosol; ribonucleoprotein complex. NCBI's taxonomy places the organism in Eukaryota, Viridiplantae, Streptophyta, Magnoliopsida, Asterales, Asteraceae. The transcript has 19 exons. The record is from RefSeq and is a predicted model, not a curated record. Gene Ontology annotation, molecular function: GTP binding; GTPase activity. Bases 152 to 2131 code for a protein of 659 amino acids.